This is a messenger RNA of Nematolebias whitei (Rio pearlfish), 3743 nucleotides long. It is a transcript of the gene thbs1b, whose product is annotated as thrombospondin 1b. Gene Ontology annotation, molecular function: calcium ion binding; protein binding. NCBI's taxonomy places the organism in Eukaryota, Metazoa, Chordata, Actinopteri, Cyprinodontiformes, Rivulidae. Gene Ontology annotation, cellular component: extracellular region. Gene Ontology annotation, biological process: negative regulation of angiogenesis; cell adhesion. The transcript has 22 exons. The record is from RefSeq and is a predicted model, not a curated record. The coding region runs from base 1 to 3510 and encodes 1169 amino acids.
AUGAAGCUGAUGGGAAUAUUUCUGCUCUUCAUGCUUUGGACCUGCGAAAGUACUAGAGUCGCAGAGUCUCGAGAGGACAAUAGCGUGUACGACCUGUUUGAGCUCAUCAGAGUCCCCAGCAAGAACCACGGGGUGACCCUGGUGAAGGGAGACGACCCGUACAGCCCCGCCUACAAGAUCCUGAACCCGGACCUGAUCCCCCCGGUCCCCGAGAGCGCCUUUAGGGACCUGAUCGACUCCAUCCACGCCGAGAGGGGCUUCCUCCUCCUGCUCAACUUCAAGCAGUUCAAACGGACCAGGGGGAGCCUCCUGACUGUGGAGAAGCGGGACGGCUCCGGACCCGUGUUCGAGAUCGUGUCCAACGGCAAGGCGAACACGUUGGACAUCGUUCUCUCCACUGAGAACAAACAGCAGGUGGUCUCCAUCGAGGAGGUGGAUCUGGCCACGGGUCACUGGAGGAACAUCACGCUGUUCGUGCAGGAGGACCGCGUGCAGCUGUACGCCGGGUGCGAGGAGGUGAACACCGCCGAGAUGGACGCGCCGAUCCAAAGCGUCCUGACGCACGACAUCCUGGCCGGUGCGCGCCUCAGGGUGGGGAAGGGAGCAGUGAACGACCGGUUCAUGGGGGUGCUACAAAACGUGCGGUUUGUGUUUGGAACAACCCUGGAAGCCAUCCUGCGCAACAAAGGAUGCCAAAGCUCUGUUACAAGUGACACCAUGAUCCUGAAUAAUCUUAACGGCUCCUCUGCCAUCAGAACAGAAUACACCGGACACAAGACUAAAGACCUGCAGAUGGUCUGCGGCUUCUCCUGCGAGGAUCUUAUCAGCAUGUUCAAGGAGCUGAAGGGCCUUGGAGUGGUGGUCAAGGAGCUGUCCACUGAGCUCCGCCAGCUGACGAAUGAGAACAAGCUGAUUAAAAACCGCAUCGGCAUCCACAGCGGCGUCUGCAUCCACAACGGAAUCAUGCGCAAGAACAAAGACGAGUGGACCGUAGACGACUGCACCGAGUGCACUUGUCAGAACUCUGCUACCGUUUGUCGCAAGAUCUCCUGUCCGCUGAUCCCCUGUGCUAAUGCUACUGUUCCUGAUGGGGAGUGCUGCCCACGCUGCGGAACACCGAGCGACUAUGCAGAGGACGGCUGGUCGCCCUGGUCUGAAUGGACCCAUUGUUCCGUGUCUUGUGGGCGGGGCAUUCAGCAGCGUGGGCGCUCCUGCGACCGUAUCAAUAACAACUGCGAGGGUACCUCAGUGCAGACCCGCGACUGCUACCUUCAGGAGUGUGACAAGCGUUUCAAGCAGGAUGGCAACUGGAGCCACUGGUCACCCUGGUCAUCAUGCUCGGUCACCUGUGGCGCUGGUCUCAUCACUCGUAUCCGCCUCUGCAACUCGCCCACCCCUCAGCUCGGAGGCAAGGAGUGUGUUGGAGAGGGCAGGCAAACUGAAACGUGUCAAAAGUCUCCUUGUCCCAUCAACGGUAACUGGGGGCCCUGGUCACCCUGGGGUACCUGCUCUCUCACCUGUGGUGGAGGUGUUCAAACUCGUAAGCGCCUGUGCAACAACCCUUCUCCACUGCAUGGGGGAAAGGAGUGUGUUGGUGAUGCCAUAGACAAACAGAUGUGCAACAAGAAAUCCUGUCCAAUUGAUGGGUGCUUGUCCAACCCUUGCUUUUCUGGAGCCAAGUGCACUAGUUUGCCUGAUGGUUCUUGGAAGUGUGGAAAGUGUCCAGUUGGCUACACAGGCAAUGGCAUCAAGUGCAAAGAUGUCGAUGAGUGCAAGGAGGUCCCAGAUGCUUGCUUUGAGUUUAAUGGUGUGCAUCGCUGUGAGAAUACACAACCAGGGUACAACUGUUUGCCCUGCCCUCCCCGCUUCACAGGACCCCAGCCUUAUGGCCGAGGUCUUGAGCAGGCUGCAGCAAACAAACAGGUAUGCACAGCUCAAAAUCCCUGCCUGGAUGGAAGUCAUGACUGCAACAAAAACGCUCGAUGCAACUAUCUCGGACACUUUGCCGAUCCCAUGUUCCGCUGUGAGUGCAAGCCUGGUUUUGCUGGCAAUGGUCACAUCUGUGGAGAGGACACAGAUCUGGACGGAUGGCCCAAUGUCGAUCUGGUCUGUGUGGAGAAUGCCACCUACCACUGCAAAAAAGACAACUGUCCCAAUCUCCCUAACUCUGGACAAGAAGAUUACGAUAAGGAUGGAAUCGGUGAUGCUUGUGAUGAUGACGAUGACAACGAUGGCAUCCCUGAUGAUAGGGACAACUGUCCGUUCGUGUACAAUCCCAGGCAGUAUGAUUAUGACCGUGAUGAUGUGGGUGACCGCUGUGACAACUGCCCUUACAACAGUAACCCAGACCAGACAGACACAGACAACAAUGGUGAAGGAGAUGCCUGCGCUGUGGACAUUGAUGGAGAUGGAAUCAUGAAUGAGAAAGACAACUGUCCCUAUGUAUACAAUGUUGACCAAAAAGACACAGAUUUGGACGGAGUGGGAGACAUGUGUGAUAACUGCCCUCUGGAGCAUAAUCCCGAUCAGGUGGACUCAGAUGAUGACCGUGUGGGAGACAAGUGUGACAGUAACCAAGACAUUGAUGAGGAUGGACACCAAAACAAUCUGGACAAUUGUCCAUACAUCCCAAAUGCCAACCAGGCUGACCACGACAAAGAUGGCAAGGGCGACGCCUGUGACCAUGACGACGACAACGAUGGCAUCCCCGAUGACAAAGACAACUGCAGACUGGCCUUCAACCCUGACCAGUUGGAUUCAGAUGGUGAUGGCCGUGGAGAUGCUUGUGUAAAUGAUUUUGAUAAAGACAACGUGCCUGACAUCUAUGACGUGUGCCCUGAGAACUUCGAUAUCAGUCAGACAGACUUCCGCAAGUUCCAGAUGGUUCCUCUGGAUCCAAAAGGUACCUCCCAGAUUGAUCCCAACUGGGUGGUCCGCCAUCAGGGCAAGGAGUUGGUUCAGACUGUCAACUGUGAUCCUGGCAUUGCUGUUGGUUACCACGAGUUUAACGCGGUGGACUUCAGUGGAACUUUCUUCAUCAACACGGAGCGGGACGACGAUUAUGCUGGCUUCGUGUUUGGGUACCAGUCCAGUUCCAGGUUCUACGUAGUGAUGUGGAAACAGAUUACACAAACCUACUGGUCAAGUAAACCCACAAAAGCCCAGGGCUACUCAGGCCUGUCAAUCAAAGUGGUGAACUCCACCACUGGCCCUGGAGAGCACCUCAGGAAUGCCCUCUGGCACACGGGCAACACCCCAGGACAGGUCCGCACUCUCUGGCAUGACCCUAAGAAUGUUGGAUGGAAAGACUUCACUGCCUACAGAUGGCAUCUGAUCCACAGGCCAAGAACAGGACUCAUUAGAGUUGUGAUGCAUGAGGGAAAGAAGAUCAUGGCCGAUUCUGGUACCAUUUAUGACAAGACAUAUGCAGGUGGCAGGCUAGGUCUCUUUGUCUUCUCACAAGAGAUGGUAUACUUCUCAGACCUCAAGUAUGAAUGCAGAGAUGCUUAAAUGGAUGGACGUCAUCUCUGAGAAACGCACCUUUUUUUGUAUAAAGAACUUCCAUAUUCUCCUGCAAAGUUCAGGGGUCUGAUUUUGUCUCCACGUUGUGUUUUUCAGUAGCACACAUACUCCAAUGGCACCUGUUGGUUUCAGAGUAACAGGGUAUCUGUUGACUUCCAGUUGAGGAUCAGAAAGCAGGGAUUGCUGAAGAUUACAAAAACUAAACAUAGAAAAACUCUAGC